Oryzias latipes (Japanese medaka) is the source of this 935-nucleotide messenger RNA. RefSeq names its product chromosome 9 C12orf43 homolog (gene c9h12orf43). NCBI's taxonomy places the organism in Eukaryota, Metazoa, Chordata, Actinopteri, Beloniformes, Adrianichthyidae. Gene Ontology annotation, biological process: Wnt signaling pathway; negative regulation of Wnt signaling pathway; Spemann organizer formation. The record is from RefSeq and is a predicted model, not a curated record.
UCCUCUAGUGAUAUAACUCAUUGACCAGAACAAGCAACUGAUUCAACAUGGCGGCAGAUAGUAGCAGUAGCGACGACGAAGAGCUGAAAAAAUGUAGGGAAGCAGUCUGGGACACGCAUAUUCACAAAGCGAAGGAUGCGGACAGCAAUGAGAAAGAGUCAAAGCGUGUUGUUGUCGCGGGGCAUGAUCAUGAUGCCAAAAAUGAGCUCCAAGUCACCCAAGGGUUUCAAAAACACGUGGCUAAAAAACUGGGACAUUAUCUCGACAGUUGCCUUUCAGAGACGCGGUCUAAAACUUCAAACUAUCUGACAUUAACAAACUGCGAAGAUGGUGAUGAUGACGGAGGGUUUCGUCUAUUUUCAACAUCUAUCCCAGGACAGAAAGUUACCGAGCUUCCAUCUACUGUGAGGCGGCGACCCAUCCCAAGUUCAAGUGACAGCGACAGUGAGAUGGAAAUGAGGUUGAGGGAGACAGCUGUGUCUGUGGAGGAUCUUGUACCCGCAUCCGCUCUCCUGUCUUCCUUAACAGAGCCUGUAGGCCUGGAAAAAAUAAAGAAAAAUGCAGCUAAACGAGAAGAGAAUCCCAAGAAAAAGAAGAAAAGGAAAGACUAAAUAAUUAAGAGACUGAACAAAAUUCCGCUUGUAAUUCCAAAGCAGUUGGAGUGCAGUGUGAACUCACUCCUGUCAAGGUAAAAAGAAAAUCGGAAAGACAAAGCUAAACAUGUAUUUAUAUUUUUAAAUAACUAUCCACUGCUUUGGGAUGUAUUUUUUGUUACAGACGUAGUCUUAAGGUGAUUGAACUUUAUAACGUCUUAUACAGAAAACGUUUAGAAUCCAAUGGGCUGCUGUUUUUAUCACAUUGUUCUUUUCUACAUGUAAAGUUAUUUUUAUGAUUGAAAAUAAAACAAACAAACAUUGUUGUCAGGUUUUACUUAA